UCCCUUAUUAAUGAUGAGAAAUUGGACUCUCCUCUUUCUGCCGUAAUUAUCUCUGUGCUUUUGUCAAGCAUCUUCUGGGAGAGUUAUCAUUACUCCUUUAAGUACAGGGGACAGAAACAAAACAUUCUGGCAUAUAAAUUUCUGGAUCUGCAGCUGCCUUGAGCUGUAUAUCAUUUAUCCCGACUUGGGCACCAAAACCACAUUUCAAAACUCAUCUGCCUUCAUGCACCUGACCUGCUCUCUUCACCUGCAUUUGUAACUUUCUUCCUACACAUUUGAAUACUCUGUAGAUGAGGAAGAAACACUUACCCUAAUUAUUAGUGUAGUUGAGAGCUUUUAGUUCUUAAGUGACUCUUCUCCUUAGUUACUAAGGGGAAUAGUCAAUAUUGAGAGUGAUGCUUUCAAAUAGAAUUUUCUUGAAGGAAUCUCAAGUUCUGUGAACAAUUAUUUCUGUGGCAGUAUCCAGAAUAAAGCUGGACUCUUUGCGCAGGGUGCUGAUCUCAUAUCAUUGUACCAAAUUUACCAGCAGGACUGUUGAAAGCUUAACUCUCCAAGAUGCCUGUCCCUCCCCCUCCAGCACCCCCACCCCCUCCAACAUUUGCGCUGGCAAAUACAGAAAAGCCUACCCUGAAUAAGACAGAGCAGGCUGGGAGAAAUGCUCUCCUUUCUGACAUCAGCAAAGGGAAGAAACUAAAGAAGACGGUCACCAAUGACAGAAGUGCACCGAUAUUGGACAAACCUAAAGGAGCUGGUGCUGGUGGCAGUGGUGGCUUUGGUGGAGGCGGCGGAGGUGGCGGAUUUGGUGGUGGCGGUGGCAGCAGUGGAAGUUUUGGAGGCAGCGGACCACCUGGUUUGGGAGGGCUGUUCCAGGCUGGAAUGCCGAAGCUGAGAUCCACGGCCAACAGGGAUAACGAUUCCGGCGCAAGUCGACCACCGAUUUUGCCACCAGGAGGAAGAGCCACCGCUGCCAAACCUUUUUCACCCCCAAGUGGCCCGGGAAGGUUUCCAGUGCCUUCUCCAGGCCACAGAAGUGGUCUCCCGGAGCCGCAGAGGAACCGAAUGCCUCCCCCGAGGCCUGACGUGGGCUCCAAGCCCGACAGCAUCCCCCCUCCAGUACCUAAUACGCCAAGACCCACUCAGUCAAAUCUGCACAGCCGGGGCUCCCCACCGGUGCCUGGGCCACCCAGGCAGCCCAGCCCUGGGCCUGCUCCGCCGCCUUUCCCUGGAAACCGAGGCGCCUUUGGAGGAGGCUCCAUACGUCAGGCCCCGUCGAGCUCUUCCUCGCCUUUCUCCAACAGGCCCCCCCUGCCCCCUACCCCGAGCAGGUCCUUGGAUGACAAACCUCCGCCCCCGCCUCCUCCGGUGGGCAACAGACCCUCCAUGCACAGGGAAGCGGGCCCACCGCCGCCGCCUCAGAACAGCAAACCUCCGGUGCCUUCCACCCUGCGGCCCUCCUCCUCCUCACAGGCCCCACCGCCGCCGCCGCCACCCAACAGGCCCGGCCCUCCUCCCCUGCCUCCAGGUUCCAGCGGCAGUGACGAAAUCCCAAGGCUCCCACAGCGGAAUUUGUCCCUUACUUCGUCUGCACCUCCCUUACCUUCACCAGGACGGUCGGGCCCGCUUCCUCCCCCACCCAAUGAGAGACCCCCUCCUCCAGUGAGGGACCCGCCAGGCAGAUCAGGCCCUCUCCCACCACCUCCUCCUAUGAACAGAAAUGGCAGCACUUCUCGGGCCCUUCCUGCCACCCCUCAGUUGCCAUCCAGGAGUGGGCUAGACAGCCCCAGAAGUGGGCCCAGGCCUCCUCUUCCUCCCGACAGGCCCGGAGCUGGGGCACCACCCCCACCUCCUCCAUCCACAUCAAUUAGAAACGGCUUCCAAGACUCUUCAUGUGAAGAUGAGUGGGAAAGUAGAUUCUACUUCCAUCCGAUUUCUGAUUUGCCACCUCCAGAACCAUAUGUACCAACGACCAAAAGUUAUCCCAGCAAAUUGCCAAGAAAUGAAAGCCGAAGUGGCUCCAACCGAAGAGAAAGGGGUGCUCCACCACUCCCCCCCAUUCCUAGGUGAUCCUUGCCUGCCCUUCUCCGCCCAAGCUCAAGAGCUGCUUCCGUUGUUGCUAUCUGAGAGUCACACAUCCUCCUCCCCUUUGCCCUCCCUUGUCCUCUUCAAAUAGGCAAUAAGGAAGAAGGGAACGUGAGGCGGGACUAUGUUAGGCGUGGAAGGGGGAAGUAGGGGUUGGGGGGCAGGAAUCUGAUUAUGAAAUGCACCCAGCUUUUUAUAUUGUGUAUAUUCUCCAAGCUCUUGCUUGCUUCAUCUACAGCCUGCUGGUGUUGGCUGCUUUGGGGUCGAUAGGCUUUUGUGAACUAGAGCCCAGCUUUUACCCAACCAAAUUCAAGCAUUCACUGCUUAUAUGCUACAGAUAUAUAAUUAUGAAAGUCCCUGAGAGCUGUUUACUUCCAUGCCUUUUUGCAUGCUUGGCCUCCUGCUUGUUUCCAUGAACCACAGACCACCUAAGCAAGUUUUGAGCGAGGGCCCCUGUGAUAAUUUGGGGGUUAUGGAUGGCCCCGUCUUUGGCAGUCUGAGGUGGGGUCUAAGACAGAGCUGUCCAAUAGAAAUAUGUGAGCCACAUACGCAAUUAAAAAGUUUCUAGUAGCCACAUCUUAAGUAAAGAGAACCAAGUGAAAUUAAUUUUAAUAAUAUAUUUAUUUAAUCCUGUAUAUCCAAAAUAUUAUUUCAACCUAUAAUCAAUACAGUAAUUACUAACUAGAUAUUUUACGUUUUUUGGUACUAAGUCUUUGAAAUCCUACGUGUAUCUUACACUCACAGCACAUCUCCAUUUGGACCAGCACAUUUCAGGUGCUCAACAGCCACAUGUGGCUGGUGGCUGCUCUGUUGGACAUCACAGGUCCGGAAGAUGAAGGCUGGUGCAAAAGCCUCUUGUGUAUGGGUUUAGUUUGGUUUGGUUUUUUGAAGGGGCCAGAUGAGCUUCAGCAAUUCAAGAGACAACUUAAGAAUAAAGUUAGGACCCAUACCUUGGCAGGCAGCUUCAUCUUAGAGUUUGCUCCCUUAUUUUUCCUCUUUCAUUAAUGUCUGUAUAGAAGUGUUGCUUCACAUUACCAAGGUCAGAAAUUGAUCUAAUACAGUUUACAGUCAUAUGGAAUAAAGCCAUUGGAGACAGACAGAAGGCCUGUGGGGUCUUCCAGGUGCAGAGCCAGCUGGCCUAGGAGCUGACCCCUCAGUUGGACGAUUGCCUUGUGGGGUCUGUUCCUCUCCCGCUGAGCUCUGUCCACUGGACGGGAAAGGCUCUCACAGUGGGGGCGGGAAAGCCAGGGAAAGGCUUCACAUCAGAAACAGGGAAUAAGGGAACAGAUUUCAGUUGAUGAGCAAAGCUCUAAAAAUCUUAUUCUGAUGCUAAUGGCACUGAGAGCUUUAGGGAGAAAGCUACCGGAAAUUGGAGGGAAUUUGUUUGAAUCUCACAAGGAGAAUCAUUUGUCUUGGAUCUAUGCAAAUAAAGCUCCCCUAAAGGACCAUGGGAUGAGCCAGACUUGCCUUUUUUUUAAUCUGGUUUUUUUUUUCAAAACCUUACUAGGACUUUUAAAUGUAGCUAUAGAGUUGGAAAAAAGUAUUUCCACUUAGAUGUUUUAUAUGGUUGAAUAUGUCUAAAAUCACCAUUACUUAUUUUUUAAAAGCACACAACCACAUAUGCAUAUCUCUCUAAACUUUGUGUCAUGGUUUCAGUGUAUUGUUCUUGAGUUGCUAGGAAUUCUAACAAGAAAUCAAUCCAAAGAAAAAUUUGAAAAAUGCAUUUUUAUUUAAAGAAUAAAUCAUUGUUUCAUUUAUAUAAAACAAGAGAACUUAGGGAUGUCUAACAAAUUAUGAAGUUACCAAUUUGAAUACAUUGUAUUUUUGUAACUUUCCUUGCCAAAGCCCUGGCCUUGAUACAUCACAGAACUUGUUUUCUCCCCCUGUUUUGUAUUAUUCAUCUAUCUUCCAAACAGUCAUUUGGGGCUCUUUACUUAAAAAGAAUCAAGAAAUACAAAGGUGUAACAAGCUUGGCAAAAUAUUUUCAAAAAUGUAUUUUAUCUUUGACAUUUUGGUAAUUUAGCAGCAUCAUUUUAUUUUGCUGAUCUGGCUUCAAGUGAUGAACAUCCCAUGAUAAAGCCUAAUGACCCACUUCAGAAAAGAUGGAGUUUGGCUUUCCUAGUGAAUAUAGCAGAGAAAAGUCUGUACCAGAGUAAGUGAGUCUAAAUUCUGUAAGUGUUGAUGAGAAUUACCAAUUUCCUUAUAUCCCAACUUUGCAGAGACCAUCCUAAUGUUUAAAACAGGGUCAUAGCUCAAAGUUGCCAUUCAUCCAUAAUAGGUAUGUUUUAGAAUGUAUUUUUUGAGUGAAUGUUUCAUUAGUUCACCUACACUCUUUCAAAAGUUAGCAACCUAAUUGCAUCCCAAACUUUGAAUAUGUUCUAUGCUAAAAUCUUAAACUAUGGCAAAUCACAAAAUUGAUUAUUUUCUUCCCUGAAAUCAGGGCUUACGUGUGCUUUUUUCCAUAAAAUUUCCAGAUAAAUGUAUUCAAGAUGCAAUAUGGUAUUUUAACAUUCACAUAUCAUUUUAUAUUGAAAUGUAUUACAGUAUUAAAAUUCAGUGUUCGGUAUUUAUUUCACUAUGCAUUUUAUUUAGUAAAAGCCAAGAAAAAUGUUUAAUCCAAUGGUGCCUUACUUUGUGAUUUGAAAGAAGUCAACUUUUUAUGUCUAAGUAGCAGAUUAUUUGCAUAUUUGUAAAAACUGUUAGGCCUUUAUAUUUUAACUUGUAAUACCAGUUUUAUUCUUUUAGUAGCAGAAAUGAGAUGACUUAAAGUCCCCAACAAAUUUUGACAUGAAAUUAAUUUUUCCAUGUUUAUAGUCAGAGACUGUAGAAGGGAGAAAAAAUUAUUUUCAUACCACUGCACUAUGUAAACUUGCACAGUUUGGUAUCUAGAUCAACAGGAUAGUUUAAAUGGUGGUGUAGAUUCUACCCUACACAUAUGUCUUUGUAAAUGAGCCAGAUAAUAAAUAAAGCAGAAUAUGAGUGUCAACUGGUGGUUUUUUUUAAGCAUUGUCUAUGUAAAUAUAAAUGAAAAAGCAAGUGUCUGUUUUCUGCUUUAUACUGUGGUAAAGAAAGACAAACUCAAGAAAUAAAAUGGUCCAUAUAAGUAAA
Molecule: messenger RNA, 5187 nt
Organism: Choloepus didactylus (southern two-toed sloth)
Lineage: Eukaryota; Metazoa; Chordata; Mammalia; Pilosa; Megalonychidae
Gene: WIPF1
Product: WAS/WASL interacting protein family member 1
Exons: 8
Coding region: 556-2064 (502 amino acids)
Molecular function (GO): actin binding
Source: RefSeq, a predicted model, not a curated record